Polypterus senegalus (gray bichir) is the source of this 450-nucleotide messenger RNA. Its product is annotated as B-cadherin-like. NCBI's taxonomy places the organism in Eukaryota, Metazoa, Chordata, Cladistia, Polypteriformes, Polypteridae. The record is from RefSeq and is a predicted model, not a curated record. The coding region runs from base 1 to 450 and encodes 149 amino acids. The transcript has 5 exons.
AUGUCACCAGGUCUGGAUCAAGAGAAAGCAGCUAAAUAUAAAUUAACAGUCGAGGCUGCUGAUAUAAAUGGAGAAGGACUACAUACACUUACGACUGCCAUUAUUGAUGUGAGUAAGGACUACAAGAUAAUAUCAAAUUCUGAAAAUAUUUAUAUCACUACAGACAUUGCACCAAAUGAUGAAACUGUUGAUAUCACUAAAGCUGCUCCUGCCACCAAUCUGAAAUUUGAACUGUUUCGUAAAGACAAAACUCCAUCUCAUAUUACAGUCUGGAAAGUGUUAAGUGGAGAUGUCGCCCCUGGCAAUGGUCAGAUCUCAGCAAAAAAUUUUUGCCAGGCAUAUACCGACUGCAUCUUGAUACCGGUGAUUACUGGGGCAAGCGAAGCAUGGACUUUCUUUUUUCCUAUGUUGAGAUGGAUGCUUCGGACACAGGUCUUGGUGCCAUGUUGA